Mycena citricolor is the source of this 1812-nucleotide messenger RNA. The record is from the annotation of a GenBank genome assembly. Lineage: Eukaryota; Fungi; Basidiomycota; Agaricomycetes; Agaricales; Mycenaceae.
AGUGACUGUCCUAGCUUUGAUUGAACACUACUUUCGUAAGUCGAGGGCAUAUGUAAUUAGUAAGAUCUAGAAGGGACGCAGAGGACCGGAUCUUGCUGAUCCUCAUCUGCCUUAGAGCAUCUCGUCCGGUGUCCCAACGUGUUUCCUCGCCUUCGCCCAACUGCUCCCCUCACGUUGGAUCAGCCCGCCUUCGGGCUCAAUACGAAACCGGGAGGUCACCUUGCAGCAAGUAAGACAUGCGCAGAACGCAAUCGGUUCGAGUCCCGGUCCUUGCUCGGUCGGCGUCGCGAUUGGCUGCAAAGGCACUAAUCCAAUUCCAAACGCCGCCGGCCUCCGGGUCAAGUAUGGCCAACAACUCAUGAGUGGUCAAGUGUCCUCUGAAGUCUGGACUGGUUGAUUUGAGAAGUCCCGGUGUUUUUUGCAGCCCGCUUGGCGCAAGAAUAGUCUGAACCUAACAUCCGGGUCGAUUCUGAUUUGCGUUGCGCCGGCCCCGUCGUCGACGCCGCGACUCGAGUUGGAGGCGCAUAUAAUCGUUAGCAGUUAAGUUCCCAUCAAAGCGCAAAUACGCCACAGCAACGCGGUGCAGCGGUCACCGGUCGAGCGUCAGUGCCUGCUCUUCCAAAUCUAGCAACUUGGAACUCGGCCGCAGAACAGGAACAUGGGUGCGGGGCAAUCCACCCAACAAGACUUUGCAGCGGCGCCACCCUCACACGCGCUCCAUGUUCUCCGGGUUACACCAGACUCCCCAGCUUCCAAGACGGGUAUCGAACCGUUAUUCGAUUUCGUUGUCGGAUUUCAAGGCGAUUCCCAGACUUCUCGGUCUCAGAAUAUCGACGCCUCAUCUUUGGAGCGCAUUGUCGAAUCCCACGAGGGCCGCCCGCUUAAUCUUCUUGUUUGGAACAGCAAAAGUCGGGAAACUCGAAUCGUCCCGGUCGUACCCUCCCGGAGCUGGUCCGAAGGGGAUGGGACUACGCAACCGUCACUGCUCGGUCUGAGUAUGAGAAUGUGUGAGCCGGAAUUGGCGAUGGACAAUGUCUGGCACGUUCUAGAUGUGCAAGUGCUCCACGACGUACAGCUCGUUGCUGAGAGUGCUGGUCUGGUCCCGUAUGGCGACUAUAUCACCGGCUGGUCUGGUGGAGUGCUGAGCUCCGAAAACGAUUUCUAUGAGCUCGUGGAAGCCGUUUGUAUUUCCUCCCACGGUACUGACUGCACCAUUGACACGGGUCGCAGCACGUGGAAAAACCCCUGCGUGUCUACGUAUACUCGCAUCUAUGGCCUAUUGCAUCGGAUUCCACCGCAGCCAAUAGACCGUAUCGGAGGCAUUCUGACGCCACCUGAGUUGCAAGAGGCCGAGGACGACUACGAGGAACAGGAUCUGUUUGUGCCUGCCGAUGUCGCCCUGUACGAAGCGCCAUUUCAAGCUCCCGCGCCGCUUCUGGCACCUGAGCAUCUCAGCAGCCGGUCCACGCCAGUUGCGUCCGUCAGGGAAGAGAGUAGCGGUGACGAGGACGAUGACGACGUUGCCACUACAAUCGGGAGCACACCGCCCUUGCCGCAUCGAGCAGUGUCGUUGGGUGCUUUCCGCGCAAGCCCAACACCCGUCUUUCCGUCACAUCUGUCCAGGACAGCGAAUGCCGCGAGCGACGAAGAACCGAGUACACCGGACACGGAUAAUUCAAGUCUGACCAGUGUCGAUUAGCACGGCAUGUCAUUCCAGCAUAAGGUAGUCCGUGGGGUUUACAACGGUUUACACUUGAGAUUACAGAUUAUAUCCAAAAAAGCAAAGAUCUAUGACAUCGUGACAAUUCCUAG